This is a messenger RNA of Dendronephthya gigantea, 1259 nucleotides long. RefSeq names its product centromere protein N-like. The record is from RefSeq and is a predicted model, not a curated record. The coding region runs from base 56 to 1087 and encodes 343 amino acids. The transcript has 9 exons. Lineage: Eukaryota; Metazoa; Cnidaria; Anthozoa; Malacalcyonacea; Nephtheidae. Gene Ontology annotation, biological process: chromosome segregation; CENP-A containing chromatin assembly.
GAUGGAAUUAAGUGAUAACCGAAAAUCAGAGUGAUGUUUGUAGAGCAUUUUACUGAUGGAAUAUAAAAUUUUACGUUCGUUUUUUAUGCGCUUUAACAAAGACAAACUCUUCAAUAUAUGUGAAGAGAACGAAAUACCAGGGAAAUUUAAGAAAUCAUCUACAAAGGAUUAUUUAACCAGGCUUCUAGUUGAGCAUACCAUGAGUGGCAAGUUGUCGUUGAGAAAACUUGAAAUAUUGGAUAUACGUUAUUAUCAUAGCAGUUCAAAUAAGAAAUGGAAUGUUUAUGAGUUGAAUGAAAUAGACAAGGACAAGCAUUUUAUCUUGAAUGACCCAGAAGGAUUUGAAGGUCUCGUUAGUAAAGAAUUAAAAAGUUAUUUAAACUGUAAAGUGUGUGUGGUAGCACAGAACAACAAGUUAUUGACAAGGAUUGCUGUCUGGAAUGAAAACGUCAACCAACUUAUUUCAUCAAGCUCAACUUUUUACAUGAUUCAUAUUCCUGGCUCUUCUUACUUAUUUGUGUCUACAGUAAAAGUUGCUUACAAAACAUACUUCUUCAAGGCCCUUGAGAAUGUAUUUGGUUGCAAGACUUUGAAAGAAAUAGAUCUUAAAGGAAAAAAAGUUGGUCCUCUUUGUGAUCUGGUCUUGAAUAAAAACAGUCAGGGUGCAUUUAGUCACUUCAGAUUGAAUCAAGUUGAUGGAAAUCCUCUCUCUCGAAAGCGAAAGAGAGACUCUGGUGAAGACAGUGACAUUGAGAAUAAUGCAAGAGCCUUUAACGAACAGAAGAGCAAGGACGACAAGAUUAAAACACAAACAGUAAAGAUGUUUGGUUCUAAUCCACAACCUGCAUUGGAGAAAGUAGAAUAUAAGAUGACCACACGAUUUAAAGGCGGAGAUUAUGUGAAAGAUAGCGAAGAGUCAGUGAACUGCUUCGUUACUUUCAAAGGAAGCAACGUUCUUGAAGGAAUGAAGAAGUUAUGUGAAUAUGGUCUUGCAUCGCAGCCAUUACCAUCUCAUGUCAGAAAUAUUCAUUCUUCAUCAAGAAAUUAUUUCAUUUUAACUGAUAAGAAGAGAGCAAAACAAAACUGAGACUCUGGGUUACCCAACGGGGACCUCAGGAUAUGGUUGGUGGUUUAAUGCGAUAUUACAUGAAGAUAAACUAAAGGAAGCAUCACCAGUAUUUUUAAUACAUAACCUAGUUAAGUAUGACUAUAUUUUGUAUAUAUUAAAUUUUUAUAAAGAAAAGUUUUGUUAGAUGUCA